Messenger RNA from Fraxinus pennsylvanica, 786 nucleotides. The record is from the annotation of a GenBank genome assembly. NCBI's taxonomy places the organism in Eukaryota, Viridiplantae, Streptophyta, Magnoliopsida, Lamiales, Oleaceae.
AUGGCUUUCCAUCUCAGAUCAAACAGUUUACCAUCUAAAUCUCAUCCAGAAAUUGCUAAUGUUGAAGACCAUAUCUGCAGACUGAAGUCCUCAGAAGAAGCAUCCGUUUCAGCUUCUUCCAUAUGCGCACAAUUGGCAAGCCUCAGAGAUUUACAUGAAGAUAUUAAUAAUUUGAUUCAGCUUCCAUCUGUCCAGCAAGCCCUCAUCGAUCAGGCCUGUGAGUUGCUAGAUGGAUCUCUCGAGCUUGUCGACAUAUGUGGAAUUGCUCGAGAUGUUAUAUUGUUGACAAAGGAAUCUGUUGAAGAACUCGAAUCAUCUUUGAGAAGAAAUAGAGGCAUUGAUACAUAUAUGAAUUCAAGAAAAAAGAUAGAGAAAAUGGUUAAAAAGUGCUUAAAAAAUCUGAAGAGUUUCGACAAAUGUUCUACAUUGUUCUUAAACAAAGACAGCAAUCUUAAAGCUGUUGCAAGCAUGCUAAAAGAAGGACAGGCCAUUAGCUUCUCUGUCCUCAAGUCUGCAUUAACAAUUUUUACCUCAAAGCAAAAAGCUUGGUCAUUAGUUUCCAAGUUCAGUCGAUCAAGCCAUGUACAUUCACAAACAGAAGAAGAAUUGUAUGCCUUGAACAUCGACAAGUUGCGAAAAGCCAUAGAGACAUUAUCUGUGCAAAAUGUCACGAAGCAGUUAAAAGAAUCAGAAAUGAUCUUCCAGGAACUUGAAGAGAACUUGGAAGCCUUCUUUAGGAGUUUAGUUAAAACUAGAGUUUCUCUUCUUAAUGUCCUCAACCAUUAG